UGCUGUGCACGUCUCCCAACUCCCAGCAGCACCUUACAUCCCACCUCGCCGUCGGUUCCUGCCUUAGCCGGCGGGUAGGAACCAGGCAGGAGAAGCAGCGACUGCCUGCAGCAAGGUGGUGCGGCAAGGCAGCUUGAUUGGUGCGUGCUAUGAGGCACUACAUGGGGUGUUGCCGCUAGAGCACGCGCAGGGGCGCGACGCGCGACGCCGACGUGCUGCUGGAUGAGGCGACGGGCAGAGCUCCGCGCAGUGACGCGGACCAGCGGCUGGGCGAGGCCGUAUAGCGCCGCGACCUUGCACGCGCGUGCCUGAAAGGACGUGCGGCGGCGCAGCUGCCCGAGUCGAUGGUGGCUGGUUACGGGUCACAGACACGGGACACGACGUCCUCCAACAUGAUGCAUGCAUGCGCCCUACACACCAGGUCCGGGGAAGUAAAGCGUGUCGCCGGCCACACACACAUUACCCCUGCUGAUGCUCGCGGAAAAGAGCAACGGCUGCGGCGGUAUCGCAACGGCGCCACAAGCACGUCGAGCUGCAUAUGAGGAUUUACACGGAGAGAUGUAGGUGGGAGGCAUGCACGGAUAAUGGCGGCAGCAGUCGAGUGCAAUCGCGAGGCUCCCCCCAUGGCGUGUCCAUGGCGUUGUACACAGUACACCAGCACAAAGAGCAUCCCCGGACACUACUUCAUCUACUAGGAGACGGUGGGCGCCGGCGCCGGCUGGACGGUGGACAAGGAGACCAUCGACGAUCGACGCUUGAGAUGGAUGAGGGACUGAAUGCGGUGUGCAUGCAUGGUAGAGUGGCGGACGGCUCCAUCGGGCUGCUCGAGAUCCGCGUCAUCCCGCCCGGCACGUCCGAGGAGCUGAUGGACUACGCUAUCUCUCAUGGCGCCUCCAUCAACCAAUACAAGGUGCCCUGGUGCUUGACGUUCCCGCCGAUCAUCGAGCUGCGCAUGCUCCACUCGCGCGUGGUGUCUAUCCAGUUUAGCCCUGCCGUGCGGCACUGGACCCCUACUCCCACCCGGCGCACGAAGUACGACGUUUCCACCUAAAUUCACUUGCAAUUUUAGGGUAGCCAACUCUUUAUUUUUCAACAGGAGUCAAUGUGUGGUGUAUAACAAAUGCAGAAGGGCUCCUAUUCAGAUUCUAGACUGAAUAGUUCUUCAAGAAUUACAUGGCGGGCGCGCUCCUUUGAUAGUACUCUCUAAACAAUGUGUGUGUGUUCAAGAAGCAGCGACACUUUUAGGCGAGCCCUUGCUUUUCAAUAUGAUCUUUGUUAGUGCAUAGAGUUACUAGAGUAUACAAAUGGACAAAAUCUUAUGUUCAGAAUUCA
Triticum aestivum (bread wheat) is the source of this 1332-nucleotide messenger RNA. Its product is annotated as indole-3-acetic acid-amido synthetase GH3.8-like. The coding region runs from base 539 to 1051 and encodes 170 amino acids. Gene Ontology annotation, cellular component: cytoplasm. Lineage: Eukaryota; Viridiplantae; Streptophyta; Magnoliopsida; Poales; Poaceae. Gene Ontology annotation, molecular function: acid-amino acid ligase activity. The transcript has 2 exons. The record is from RefSeq and is a predicted model, not a curated record.